Saccostrea cuccullata (small rock oyster) is the source of this 2824-nucleotide messenger RNA. Its product is annotated as fibroleukin-like. The transcript is spliced from 5 exons. Lineage: Eukaryota; Metazoa; Mollusca; Bivalvia; Ostreida; Ostreidae. The coding region runs from base 56 to 955 and encodes 299 amino acids. The record is from RefSeq and is a predicted model, not a curated record.
CAAGUAGUAAAUUAUGUAAAAUACACUUGUGGGGACACUUGCCUGCUAAUACACGAUGGCGUUCCUCUGGAAAUUUGUGUUUUUAGCCAUUUUCUCUGGUUUUAAUUCUCAACCUUUGCUAUUCAAUUGUGAAAAAGAACCCGACAAAUGCGAAUCAAAAGGUUAUUUUUACAGAGACAAUAAUCAGCUCAAGAGUCUCGUGAGAGGACAAGACGAAAUUCUCAAGGAGAUGAGUCGAUUUGGAAACAUUUUAGAGGAAAUUAGGAAUCGGAUUUCUUUACUUGAGAGAACCGCUUUAUAUAAAGACUGCAAAGAACUAUAUGAUAUGGGUAGAAGAAAGUCAGGGGUCUACAGUAUCUAUCCUUUGGACUUGCUCCAUCAGGUGAAAUCAGUACAAGUGUACUGUGAUAUGGAUACAGCUGGGGGAGGGUGGACUGUAAUACAAAAUAGAGUUGAUGGCAAGGUGAAUUUCAGCAGAAGUUGGCAAGGCUAUAAGGUUGGAUUUGGGGAUGUGUCGACGAGCUACUGGAUAGGGAAUGACGUCAUACAUGAGCUGACAAAGGAUAACAGCAGUUUGCUGUAUGUAAGCAUUACAGGCAAGGACGGCACCACCCACUAUAUUCAGUAUGACACAUUCUCUAUAGCCGGAGAAGAUGACGAUUACAGAUUGUAUAUCGCUGGAAACGCAUUUGGAACAUUAGACGAUAGAAUACGAUACCGUUCAGGGGGAGACAACAUAAACGGGAUGAAGUUUUCUACGUAUGACAAAGACAAUGACCUCUCAUCAAAUCAUUGCACAGAUACGAUGGGUAUAGGAGGAUGGUGGUUCAACAAGUGCAACGAUGCCUACCUGAACGGCCAGUAUCCACCUGGAAAGUGGAGUCAACCUUGGCAUGGUACAUUUGAUGAUGGAUCAAAGAUUUCCAGUACAAAGAUGAUGAUUAAGAGAAAAUGAUUGAGUAUUCUUUUAAGUAUAGAGAGAAUCAAGAAAAUUGUUGAGCAUAAUAUUUCUCUAAUUGAAACACUAGUCUGUAUAAAUGAUUUUUUAAAAAAUAAUGUAUGAAAUCGCAUUAGUGCAAGCAUCUUGUGAAGCAAAAUUAUUAAAAAACAUUAGUUCGUAUAUAUGAGGUUGGUGAAUAGAUCAUUUAAAAAAAAUCGUUUUAACAUGCUUAUUGAAUUUGUUAUAAUUGAUAAAGAAAAUUGUAACAACACUGUAAAAUCAAAAACUUUCUUGGAUACAGUUUUGUUAAGUCUGAGGAAAAAAAAUGUUAUGUGGGGAUUUGAUCUCUUGGUUUGAGAAAUGUUGAGUAAUUUUGCAUAUUAAAAUUUACAUUUCGUGGGUCUCUCCAUGCCUUGAAAACAACUAAAGUUAAAUUCACACGAAAAUAAGUGAUUUUACAACAUAUUAAUUUGUUGAAACUAAUUCCAAAAUUUAUUAUAUCGAAUUUAAUUUGUUUGAACAAGUUCUAAAGAAUUUUAUGCAAGGAAAAUGUUUACAUGUGUUUAGCACAUGUAAAACACACACAAAGGGCGCACAUGUAUAUUGUUUUUAUUUUUACCCAUGUUGAUGCUUUGUACUGUUUGUAUGGACUUUUGAUUUUAAAUUUAUUUCUUUAUUUCCUCAUAUGAAAAUCAACAACUCGUUGUAUCAGAUUUGAAUAUAUUUUUAUUAGGUCUUAAAUAGGCUACACUUAAUAGAUUAAGAAUACUUUUUAUAGCUAUUUUGGAAUUUGUUUUCACAAGUUUAUUAAUUCGUUUACAAAAAUGAAAUUCAUUAUAAGGAAGUAAACAAAUUACCUGUAAAUAUGGAGAAUAUCAUUAUGAUACCAAGUAUAUUUAAAAAACAUUCGUAAAUUAAUGAAAAUAAUAAUAUUCUAUUUAAAUUGAAGUUAAAAAUAAUUUUGAAAGUCGCUUUCUGUACGAUCGAUUAAUAUCCAAUAAUAUAUUUUGCUUAUGGAUAUUAUCCAGUAGAUGUCAUAUAUGACCAUAAGAUUUCAAAAAGUGUUAACUAAAGAUAAAAAUUUAAGUGAAAUGGUUGACUUGUUAAAUGCAUGGAAUUAUUGAAAAUGAAUGAGAUCGACCAAUAUCGUUGGGAAAAGUUAAAAAAAAAAAAAAACAACAACAACAAAAUCUGCAUAACUGGGUAAUAUCACUGUUGUUAAUUUAAUAACAUGUACUUCGGUUACAUAAAAUUAUAUUAUGUAGAACAAAUUUAAUGUUUGAAUUUCUUAUUUCUAUCAUAUCACGUCUAAAACCAUAAUUUACCAUAUGAGAAAAAUCGAAACUAAAAUUUACCUUAGUGAUAACUUUGACAUUUUGGUAAACAUUCUGUCUCUUGUGAUAACUUUUAAAAUUUUGAUUAACAUCAGAUAAUGUGACAAAGUUAUAACAUUUAUUUUAUUUAUUAAGGCGAGUAUCGCGCUCACUUUUGAAAUCCUAUUUUUCCCGAUUAUUUGAAUCAAGUGAGAAUGAUUCUAGCAUUUUGUAAAGGCUUAUGUCGAACUCUCUUUUGUAAUCUUAUUCCUGACUGACGUAUUCUUAAAAUCAACUCAAUCUACAAUCUGGGUAUAAAUACACAGGUUCGAUUAAAAAAAUUCCUUGUCCCAUCAGACAUUUUCAAGGUCACGACACCUCGUGGUCGUGCUGUCCAUAUAAGUAUUUGCUUUUGUAAUACUUCUCUUUUUCAUAACUCAUGUUAUUUUUUUAUUUUCUAUUUAUUUGACGUUAUGUUUUGUCUACUGGGUAAAAUAAUUUAUGUAUAGUUUUUCUAGACACUUAUGCCAUUACCGUUUAUUUGCUGUUAAAUAAAGAUAUAAAAUAUUAA